AUGGCAACAGCUUCAGGUAUAUCAUCUCCUUUUCAAAUGGAGGGAGGUGAGAGCUAUAGGGUUUUCAAAUCUCUUAAUUUGGAUCCUCAACUCUUGUUCAACGAAAUUUUCAACACCGGCGACGAUUUGUUAAUCGAAACUUUCGAUUUCAUCUUCCGGGAAGCAUCUAUCAAGCUCAACCUUGAAGGUACAAAAAGGUCUCAACAUCUCAAACAGGGUAUCAAUGGCAUUCUACAAAAUGUUCAAUCUGUUGUGGAUCAAAAGCUUGCUGUUUGGGAGGAAUACUGCCUUUAUCACUGUUUUUCUCUCCCCCAAGAAUUUCAAAUGCCAAAUACUGAUGAUUUGGGUGGGAAUCACAUUGAUCUUGUGCCUACUUCCCCUCAAGAACUAGAUGCCGAGUUAGAAUCGUUGAGGAAAAAACUAGCUGAGGUGGGGAAAGAAUCGGAAAUGCUAAAUCAAGAAAUUCAGGCACUCCCGAAGCACUCUUCUCUCAAUGCUCUACAUAUCAAUGAGGCAGUUCAAUUACUUGAGCAAAACUCUCAGGAGGUUUUGACAACUGCACAAGAGCUUCGACGGAAGAUUGGAAAGCGAAACACCAACAUGAUUGAAGAGACCGAAGAAAUGAAAGCAAAACGUUUCAACAACAAUAAAAUGGAUACUUCUGCUAAAGGCCUCUCAAAUAUGAAAUUAGAAGAUCUUCAACGAUUUGUAACCCAGUUGGAGUGA
Messenger RNA from Vicia faba (fava bean), 726 nucleotides. The record is from the annotation of a GenBank genome assembly. Lineage: Eukaryota; Viridiplantae; Streptophyta; Magnoliopsida; Fabales; Fabaceae.